Drosophila sulfurigaster albostrigata is the source of this 841-nucleotide messenger RNA. RefSeq lists its product as uncharacterized. The transcript is spliced from 2 exons. The record is from RefSeq and is a predicted model, not a curated record. Lineage: Eukaryota; Metazoa; Arthropoda; Insecta; Diptera; Drosophilidae. Bases 236 to 823 code for a protein of 195 amino acids.
AAGCCAGAAUUCCCGCUGCCCACUGUUUGCAAUUUUUUCUAGCAAAUGGCAUUUGAAAAAAUCCAGUUUUGGCGGGGAAAAAGCGACUCUGGCAACACUGGCUGGAACCGAAGGAAGAGAUUGAAAAUGUAACUAAAGUGAAACUGACGCAACUUGAGCAGCAAAACAAGCAGCUGCAAAUAGAUCUUAAGGCGCAAGAAGUCAAGCUGGUACGAAUAAAGCUUAAUACAUUCCGAUGUUAAUAAAUUCGUUCAAUACUAAUUUUAAUCAGGUCUUGAAGGUUGAGCUAUCAGCAUUAACUAACGAAUUCCAACAGCUAAAAACCAACUUUUUUGCAAAGGUCAAAGACUGUGCACUAUGCGAAAAAAAAGUAGCCGAUUUGGAAAUGAAGUUGCAAAAGAGUGCAAAGUUAAAUUUUAAGAUGGAACAAAAACUUGCCCAGGCUGAGGCAAGUUAUAUUAAAAUGCAACAAUUUGAGAGCAUUAUAGUGGCAUCUUAUGAUAGAUCGAUAGCACAUCAUAAACAGUCACAAAUAUCGCAAGAGUGUGACAGGCAACAAUUCCUCGACAACAUUAAUCGCGAAGCUGCUAAGGAUAACGACGAGGUGUUAUGGGAGUCGCUUUUAGAGGAGAACAAAGCCAAGACCAAUGGCACCCAGCAACAGAAGAUGCAGCCUGUUGAUACAAUGGAAAUUGAUGCUGCGUCCGACGAUAGUAUUCGAAAUACAGCAAUUACUACAGGGCCAUCAUCAUCCUCAUCAACGGCACCAGCUGCAACUGCAAAAUCAGUAGACGAAUUUAAUUUAAAAAAGUCAGUAGAUUAAGGCUUUAUUGUACCAAUG